ACCUUUGGAUGGGGUCCAAAAAGUUUCCAGCUUGCACCAAAGGUCCAAAAUCAAGGUUUUCAUGGGUUUUUAGUCCAUUCCGUCAUUGACCGUUUGUUUGGGGCCGUUAGUGCCUUCACGUGCCCUCCAUGUGAGGGCAUUUUGGUCAUUUUAGGUCCUAGCCUCCGUUGCCGCCACUUCAAUUAAUUAGAUUGCAGACUGUACACUCCUUCGUCUUCUACUCAUACCUCUUGAUUCAAACGCAAAAACCCUAACGAUCGUCUGAAAAUUGGAUUGUGUUCCUGCUUUUGAAAAUGUGGGGACUUAGAAAUGUUGGAGAGAUUGUCAACGUUCAAGAAGUUUAUGCUGGUUACCCCAACAUAUUCUCUAUUGAACUUCAUCACGGAGGGAGUUUCACAAAGUUUCCAAAUAUCAGGUAUAUUAAUGGCCAAGUAAGGUACUUUGAUGUUGUCGACAUUGAUGAAUUUUCUGUUCAUGAACUAGACUUGAUAAUGAGAGAAUUAGGGUAUGAUGGUACUGAAAUCAUGUAUUACCAUUUCCGUUUGCCUAAUGAAGGAUUUGACUUUGGACUCCGAGCAUUAGGUAACGAUGAUGAUGUGCGUAAUCUCUCACGGGUUAUAAUAGAAGACAUGGAGAAGCAGGAUUCCAUUAGACCUUCAUCACCUGUAGUUGCUCAUGAAGUGGUAACUCCAAUCCAAAUUGAUGUUGGUGAGGGUGAUUUAGGGUUAGCAUUAACCUUAUACAAAUCAGCAACACCUGAAUUUAGUAGGUCUAAAGGUUGGAAACAUAGUAAAGGGGCAUCGUCAACCAGGAAAUUCAGAAGGAUAUAUGUGUGUUUAGGUCCUUUGAAGAAAGGUUUUAAGGCAGGUUUGAGAGAAUUUUUAGGCUUAGAUGGAGCCUUCAUGAAGGGACCUUUCCCAGGUCAAAUACUAAGUGCAGUUGGUGUUGAUUCCAACAAUGGAACCUACCCAUUGGCAUAUGCUGUUGUUGAAAGUGAAAACACUUCAAGUUGGAAAUGGUUUCUUCAGUGUCUUGCAGAAGAUCUUGAGUUGUAUUCAAAUUCCAACUUCACCUUUAUUAGUGAUAGACAGAAGGUACUAUAG
Molecule: messenger RNA, 1103 nt
Organism: Lactuca sativa (garden lettuce)
Lineage: Eukaryota; Viridiplantae; Streptophyta; Magnoliopsida; Asterales; Asteraceae
Source: RefSeq, a predicted model, not a curated record